CUUUUUAAACAAACUUAAAAAAAAAAUUUUUAACCCAGAAGCUGUCAUUUGAACUGCUUUGCGCUAGACAACUACUGCUUUGCGCUAGGAACUAAUUUACUUUAAAACAUUCUUAAUAAGCACAGAGUAUUUAAAGAAAAGGAAUAUUUUCUUUAUAUUAAAAAUACAAAAAUUUUAAAUAUGUGAAAUAUUACACAUUAUGGUAUUGUGGUUAAUUGACGUAUAUUCACUAAACACGAAGAGCUGCGCACAACCAUUCUUUUUAUCAAUUUGAACUGAGCGUCUGAUAACGACGAGCUAACCUUGAAGGUUGAUUGAACUGCAAAAAGGAAAUAUUUUGACCCCCUAGACGGGCAUAUAAUUUGAUUUCCGCCGACCGCUUUAACCCCCGCCCCUGCAAUCUCCCUACCUCCAACGGGCGUACAAAUCCUGUCUGCCUUUUUAUGACUUUGUGUGCAAGGAGAACCAGGCAGUUUUUUGUAUCUGGCGGCGUGCUUCUUUUCGUCGAGCUUCGUUUCGUUUGGCCUGCUCUUUGCUCACCGUUUCGUCCCACCAACAAAAUAAAAAUAAAUAAAUAAAAAGAAGAGCCAAAACACAACUCGGAACUCGCUCUGCGCUUUGUUUGCCUGGCUCUUUUGCUUCGCUACUCCCUCCCUUCGCCUUCUCCGUCUUUCACCGUGUGCAUGAGCGAGUGUGCUGUGUGUGUGUGCGUUCGUUUGCGGCUGAGUGUGUGCGCGUUUGUACAUUGAACUCAAAUUCGAACCUGAGAAGAGGAGAAAAUAGUGAGAGCCAGUUGAGAACGAGACGAGAGACCCCGACAAACUUCCUUCCCUUUUCCCUUGCCCCACACACCUCAUUAACCCCCCGAAAAGGGUCUGAAGUUUCGCCGUUGCCUCCGUCCCAUCACAAAGCCCUUCGAUCACCUUCUCUGGUCAGAUGACCAAAAGCGACUUUCCGCCCGAGAAAUCAGUUUUAUUUUUUUAAACGUGAAACAUAUUAUAAAGCGUUAUAAUUAAAUAACAUGGAUGUGUUGUAAAACAAUUACCUGAUCUGGUUUGCCUUUAAUUGACCAAUAUGUUCUUCUCACACAUGGUAUUUGAAAAUUCAUAAAUUUAAAAGAACUUUUUGUAAUAAAUGGAUCACGUUUUUAUUUCCCUUAUUUGAAAGUUAAUUUUGUACUCAGAACUCAAGUUGUGCCGAAGCUCCUGGUCUCGUCCAGUUUUUUGCUGGAAAGAUGAAGUUCCGUGCCCUGAUGCAGGAUCCGAUGUACAUGCGCGAGUUCCAGGCUAUUGCGGCCACACUGGCCAAGCUGGCGAAGGACUGCGUAAUGAUCCUGGGCUCUCGCCAAAUGCACUUUAUCGUAAACGAGGAUCAGAGCUCCACUGCGUCUCCCCUAGUUUGGGCUAGCAUUGCGGCCGAUGAGUAUUUUCCAGAGUAUCGAAUGGAGGCUGCCCGACCGGAUCAGGAGUACAUAGUUUUGGGCAUGUCCUCGGCAAAUCUCGGAAGAGCUCUAUCUGUGCUUCGAGGAGGAGGCGUUAAUAGCUGCAAAUUGAAACUGCAAAGGAUUCAGUUUCCCUGCAUUUCGGUAAUAGCCUCAGUGCUUUUGUCCUCUUCAACAGAAGCCAGAGAAGUGGUUCACGAUGUUCCAGUGACCAUAAUCCCGGCCAGCGAUUGGCCCGCCUAUGUCGUGCCAAGGGUGCCAAGCUCCCAGUUGGCUUUGAGUCUGCCAUCUUUAAGACUGCUCCGAAGUCUCAUAGACAAGCUGAAGAACGUGUCGCCCAGCCUCGAGUUUCAGGCCAACAAUGAUGGAGAGCUUAAUGUCAUAGCCACAUCGGAAAUGUCCACGGUUACCAGUCGUUUCAAGAAACUACUGCUAAGAUCUGGGGAUGUGUCCCAGCAGGGGGCCUCCUGUUCAGUGGAUUCGAAAAAAGCCUCUGCCUUCUUCGGUGCGCUGCAACUCCCCAACGAUGAACUCACCAUUGGGAUCGAUAGAGAGCACACCAUUCAUCUGCAAAUUGAUGUACGACAGGAUGUCGUCCUUCAUUCCAUUCUGCCCGCUGUUUGCUUUUAGUUAAAGAUCGAAUUAAAAUUUUGCUUAGUCAAAGGAAUUCAUUUUGAAUAAAUCGAUAUUUUGUGUUAUUGUGAGAAAAAUUGUAUUAAUGCUUCUUGCUAACUGGAAGACGUUCUACUGAAUGAAAGUUAUUGGUAAUUCCCUGAAGUUGUUAUUUUAUCUUCAUGUUGAGAUAAGGGGUUUGCAAUCUGCUUAACAAAUUUCUUGUUUUUCCUGUGCACUGUUACUCAGAAAGAGGCUUUAAAUUGUUUUACCUCUGAGACAAACUUCGCUUUGAAAAAUCAAGCAUAACUAAAAAUAUGCUACGAUUAUCUGCGACUUACUGGUUAUCUUUAAAAGGGAUUUGGGGGAUAAAGAUACAAAGACACAAAAAAAAUGCUUUAUUUAAUAAGCAAGUGGUUUUUUUUUGAAAAUAUGUCAUACAAACUAAAACCAUAUUAUCAUGUAUGCGAUCGAAAUAUAUAAAUCCAGAACAAUGUUAUCUCAAAGUUUAUUUUCGUUUUAUUUUUUUUAUCGUUAUACACAUAUGAAAACUUUUGGCAAAAUACCGAAAGGGUAUGCAGUAUAAGAAAUGUACAUAUUUAUAGGAAAUGGAUGAAGGUUGAUGCAUGUGCAUUUGUGAAAAUAGAGCUUUUAGAUGCAUUUUUGAAAAAUAUUUAUUAUACCAAGUCGAACUCCUAAAACUCCAAACACCAUACAUAUAUCAAACAAGUUCGGUUUAGUAAGGGAAGUUUGACUGCUUUUGGUUUUCAAUGAUAUCUGUUGUUAUCGGUUAACGAAAGUUAGGGCAGCUCUUCUUUUUCGUCGUUCUCCGCUGCCUGUCCCAAAUUCGUCAGCAACCGUGGCCUCAUUUCGCCUUCUCGCUCUCUCACUCUGUCUUUCACUCACUCAGCUGCAUUGCUGAUGCACUUGCAUGAGCGUGUGUAUGUAUGACCGAGAGAGCGAGCUGCAUCCAUGCAUAUUUAUUGUUUGUUGUUACUGGUUUUUAAUUUUUUUUUUAAAUUUAAAAAACAGUGUGCACAUGCACACAUUUACAAUUGACUUGUAAUUACUUCGCUUGCAUUCACCUGCUGCGAACAACCCACUGCUACAUACGUUGUCUUCCUCAAAAGAGUUUGGUAUAAAUACAUACAUACAUACUUAAAUCUGUAAAAUGUUUAACAAAAUAGGAAAUUAUCCUUAUAAUAUAAACAUAUCUAUUGGUAUACCAAAUAAUGUAAAAUAUUUUUUUUAUUGUUGUGCCUAUUCCUAACAAAAAAAGUUUAAGUUAAAGAAAAACCAAGGCUUACAGAGAAACUUAUUAACUAAUGACGUGUAUUGCAUAUUCUUGAUAAAUUGGUUAAACUAUUAUUAUUCAAAGAAAAACGAUUUUGGAUAAUAUUCCUGGUAAAACUAUUACAUUUAAACUUAAUAGUGUAUUUACGAAAUUUAUUCAGUAACUUUACACGUAGGAAACAGUAUCUACUUUUAUAAAUAAAGAUAAGGGAGACAACAUGCAAAAAAAAAAUGAAGUCGGAAGAAAAACUAGUCAGUCGUUAUCGUUUUAUUCGCUUUUGGUUUUCUUUUUUACUGCGUUAUUUUUAUACACACACAUGGUUGGUUUGAGGAGGUCAGCUGAGUGCAUUUGUUACUGCGAGCGACCCUAUUAGAAUUGUCGUAAAUUGUAACUCUCUCACGCAUUUUCUUCCUCUCACACGCGCACGAUCAGCUGAUCGAUGGGGGGAGAUGAAAUCGGAACAACGGUGCCCACCACACAGGUACAUGAGAAAAGAGUGACAGAGAGCAAGUUGUGAAUGAGUGAAAGAGGGCAGUCCCCUAAAGGAAAUAACAGAGACCCACUCACUGGCUCCCCCUCAGCUUGACUCGACUACUCGGCCAUUUUGAGUGAAGGCAAAUCAGGAAUUUCAACUUAUUUUUAUAUAUUCUGUUUUAAAUCAAUUAGGUUAGCACAACGCCGCACAAGCAAGGUGUUUCUCUAAAAAAUCGGUGAGAGAGCGGUUUGUUGACCUCAUUCUUGGGGGUUGAGUGACCUGCUUUCUGCGGAUUGAGUGCUUGUAUUUAUCUAGCCAUUGAGUCACUUUGUUUUACUUAAUUAGUGUACUAUAACCGAAUUGUGUCUGGUAUUUUAUUUAAUUGUUUUCAAAUGACUAAUACGAAUAACAUUGCUGCCCCCGCCGAUUUGCUUUGAGUGCACUCCCCGCUCUUUCACUCAAGCAGCGUUGUGUCACUCACGGUGCUCUCCGUCGCCAUUUUCCGUCGAGAGCUAAUGUUUCUGUCGGUUCUGUCGUUUCUGCUUUUGCUUCAUUCGUGUGUUGGAUUUGAGUGCGUGCACAGCUGAAAAGUGAAGUGCAAACGACUGUAUUUUCUAGAAACGAAAAAAGCACAACACUCUCUCUCCAACGAAGCACGCAUUAAGGAAAUCGACAAGAAAACUGUAAAAAGUGAAGUGAAAGAGACAGAAAACAGUGAUUAUGAAAUGAUGAUGUAAAAGAGGAAAAGUCAAAUUGCGAAUUGAAUUUAAAUAUAGCUUAGAGACUUUUUGCAUGGUGUUAGUUAUCGGACCGAUUCAGAGCAAACAUUUCGAGAUCAAUAUUCAAUUAUUGGUUGUGUUGGCAUGUUAAGUGUGUUCGAUGCCGGUGCGGUUAAGUGUCGUCUAUGGCCGAAUCCGUUAAAAGUCAAUCGCUCUCUGCAUUGACGGAGGGGCAGCACGACGACGACGACGGUGGUUCAAAAG
Molecule: messenger RNA, 4805 nt
Organism: Drosophila ficusphila
Lineage: Eukaryota; Metazoa; Arthropoda; Insecta; Diptera; Drosophilidae
Gene: Hus1-like
Product: checkpoint protein HUS1
Exons: 3
Coding region: 1235-2071 (278 amino acids)
Biological process (GO): mitotic intra-S DNA damage checkpoint signaling; nucleotide-excision repair; telomere maintenance
Cellular component (GO): checkpoint clamp complex; nucleolus; site of double-strand break
Source: RefSeq, a predicted model, not a curated record